AUGGCUUCUUCUUGCGGUCCGAUUCACUCGCAAUCGCACUUUCCGUCAGCCAUCGACCACAGCCGGCACAGGGUUCUGAGCUCACACCCUGCUUCCAGUGCUCACUGGAAGUCUGGCCGUAAUGCGUCCUCUCUGCCAUCAACCGACUUCACUAGGAGCUAUCGAGAGAAUACUGCGGGAGCUCGUUUCCAGAAGUCUCCUACCGUUUCGAGUCUACACGCUACGGCCAAACCCGGAGCCACAUCUCAGGUUGCAGAUAGCCUGUUCGUCGACCAAGGUGGUUUACAUCGUGGCAACCCACUACUUGAUAACCCGACUGCACACCUCCACGCACCUUCUUCGCCUCUGAGAAUUCCGUCGCCUGCCAACUGCGACCACAUCGAGCACCUCAGGUUCUUAGAUAAGCUGCAGAGUCAAGCUUUCAAAAGUGGCUUCUUCCCCGACACCGAAGAACGCGAGAGUCACGGAAGCUCAAGCAGAAAGCCUGCAACCACAACAGCCUCGGCCGACGGCAUCCAGGAGGGAUUUGCAGCGAUCAAAGUGUCCGGCUUCAUUCUUGAAGACGAGGACGAGGAGUACCACACUUCGUCCAGCACGAAUAGACGGAAGCACACAAAAGUCGCAGCUACCAAGCCAAACACGAGUUCCCGCCCUCGCGCAUCAACCUUUUCGUCAAUUCCAGUCACCCAUGGUACUGAGCCCCAGAGCAUUCCAAAGAAGCAGCCGGGAGAGAAUGAUGCAACGCAGCGGCGAUCGGACACUACCCAAGGCACCGGUAAAGAGAAAGCUGUGACUACUGCAAAGAAACCGACCGAGCCGAAAAGCUUCAGUCUUCUAUCCAACAUGAUGGCCAAGGCGCCCAAGCCUUCCAUCCGAAUUGUGACCGUUCCGAAGCCUGGAGCCAAGCCAAUUCGUCGAGCCCAACGUCAGGAUGAUACCUCUUCAAAGACCUAG
Messenger RNA from Colletotrichum phormii, 954 nucleotides. RefSeq lists its product as uncharacterized. Bases 1 to 954 code for a protein of 317 amino acids. NCBI's taxonomy places the organism in Eukaryota, Fungi, Ascomycota, Sordariomycetes, Glomerellales, Glomerellaceae. The transcript has a single exon. The record is from RefSeq and is a predicted model, not a curated record.